Molecule: messenger RNA, 318 nt
Organism: Striga asiatica
Lineage: Eukaryota; Viridiplantae; Streptophyta; Magnoliopsida; Lamiales; Orobanchaceae
Source: the annotation of a GenBank genome assembly
AUGGUGUCAGACGGUGGUGGGUUCGCCGAUUGCUGGACCGGCGGCGAAACAGGCGGCGAGUCAGGCGGCGACUUGGGCGGCGACUCGUCAUCUUCCACAGGCAACCUCGAUUUCGUGAGUCAAUGGCAAGUGGGCUGCCUCAUUUGGUAUUGGGCCCUUUCCUCUUCAAAUAAUGGGCCGCUCAACCUUUACCAAGAUAUGUCGAAAGAACCGAGUUUCACACCUAUUCUGCACAGCGAGUAUGGGGUCGGUAUAUUCUGUUACACAGAGUACUGGGGGACCCCGUACUACUGGGAGCAGAAAAAUGAAAAGAAAUAA